Molecule: messenger RNA, 1366 nt
Organism: Blepharisma stoltei
Lineage: Eukaryota; Ciliophora; Heterotrichea; Heterotrichida; Blepharismidae
Source: the annotation of a GenBank genome assembly
AUGGACAAAGACGUUGACUCUUUUAUCGAUUUUGGCGAGCUCCACAUUAACGAUCUUCAAACUCCUGAAAAAAUUAUCAAAGAUAGCCUCUAUCAGCAAUGCAAAAGUGAAAUCGGCGAACUUGAGCUUAAAUCAAAAAAGGGUCCAUGAUCAGCAUUUUUGAUAGUGUGCAUUUCACAGAAGUACUUUUGGUCGAAAUUUGGUUGAAACCUUUUGAUAGUGAGACAUUUGAUCGGAAAAAAAGUUAAAUUUUAGCCAAAUGUCACACUAUUUAAAAAUUUUCGACCAAAAUGUAUUUCGAUGAAAUGUACACUAGCAAGAAUCCACUGCCAUUUGACAUGGAGCCAUCAAAAAAACCCAAAAAGAAAACCAAGAAAUCUCAGACACAAUCGAAGGCUAUAGCGGCAAACUAGACAACGAAAAUCUAAUGGAAAGAAUAGAAAGACUAGAAAAAGAAAAUUUAGAGCUUAAAAUAAGAAACCAAUUUUUAGAAGGUUUUCAAAAACAAGGAACCAAUAAUAUAGAAAUUUCUAUGCUAGAAGAUGAAGGAAAAGAGCUAGAGCAAGCUUUGCAAGCUUGCCAAAAUGAAUGCAUGGACCUCAAACAACAAAUUAGCCAAGUUGGACAAAUGAGUGAAAAAUCUGCACAGAGGUUAGAAGAAAUAAAAGAAGCCUGUGAAAAUUUAUACCUUCAAAACAGGUAUGGCUCGACCUGAAACUACCCCCACCACCUGACAGUUUUAAUUUGAUAAUUCAAAAUGACAAGUCCCUCACUAAGGAUUUGACAAGUCAAAUUUAAUUUGUAGAUUUCAAUAAAGUUGAAACUGUCAGGGGGAGGGAGGGUUCUCAGGCCGAUCUAUAACCGCGCUCACGAUAUAUGCAAUUUUACAAAAAGAACUGAAAUUACAGAUAGAGGAGUUUGAAGGCAGAGGAAAUCAAGAAGAUAUAAAUGAAGAAAUUUUGUAUUUAGAAGAAGAAAUAGAUCAGCUAAAAAAUCUUUUAAUUCAAGACAGGGCAAAACGAGUAUACUUUUUCACUUAAAAAAGGCCGUAAAAAAUAAGGUUCAUCGGUCAAAUUAUUAUUAAUUUAUCAAUUUAAAUAAUAUACAGCUAGAAAUUGCUUAUAAAGACAAAUCAAAAUUUUCAAAAAAUCCCUCAAAAAUAAACUCUCUAAAAAUAAGCAAAAUUUUAUCAGAAAAAAACCAAGAAAUUUCUCAAAUAGAUAAAGAAAUUUCUACUUUAAAAUCUGGCUAUGACCAAUAUAAAAGAGAAAUAAACAAGAUUAACAAGCUUCUCGAAGACACUCACAGAUUUAGGCCAGACGACACUUUAUCGUCCCGCCGUAGUUUAUCUUCAUCAAUAAUGUAA